This is a messenger RNA of Orussus abietinus, 1472 nucleotides long. RefSeq names its product aldose 1-epimerase. The coding region runs from base 102 to 1472 and encodes 456 amino acids. Gene Ontology annotation, biological process: beta-D-galactose catabolic process via UDP-galactose, Leloir pathway; glucose metabolic process. The transcript is spliced from 8 exons. NCBI's taxonomy places the organism in Eukaryota, Metazoa, Arthropoda, Insecta, Hymenoptera, Orussidae. Gene Ontology annotation, molecular function: aldose 1-epimerase activity; carbohydrate binding. The record is from RefSeq and is a predicted model, not a curated record.
UGCACCCUCAUCGGACCCUCCGAAUUUCUACCAACAUGUAGAUGACGCUUCACCGUCUUUCCAAACUCCUAAAUUGUUAGUUUCCCUCCACUCCGCAAAUCAUGUCCCAUACCCACGUGUGCAGUUGCGAACAUACGAAAGUUGUGGAGGGAGUAUUCGGACAAAUGUGCUCGGAGUAUCCUCAAAAGCGAUGCUCCAGGAAAUCCGAGGAAGAGUGGAGUGGCUCCGAAUUAGCUCUCGGAGAAGGCGAUCGCUCAUUCGAUGAACCAGCUCAGCUGAUCGUCAAAUCCUACACGAUGACGAAUUCUAAUCGCAUGGAAGUGGUGAUCAUCACUUGGGGAGCUACGAUCGUUUCCCUAAAAUGUCCCGACAAAUUUGGGCGACCGGCUGACGUCGUCCUCGGCUUCGACAACCUGAAGAGCUACAUGGAUCCGACUUUAAAUCCAUUCAUCGGCUGCAUCCUAGGAAGGUGUGCGAACCGCAUAAAGGAGGGAUGCUUCACUCUGAAAGACAAGCUUUACCAGCUUUCGACGAACGACUCCAAUCUUCAUCACAUUCACGGAGGGACGAACGGAUUCGGCCGACAAGUAUGGAACUCGUACGUCGACGGGUGCAACGUGGUGAUGACGUACCUAAGCCAGGACGGAGAAGAGGGCUAUCCAGGUGCAAUGCUCGUUACGAUUAUAUUUCAAUUAACGGCCGAUAACAGACUGAACAUAAAUAUGCGAGCUACGACUUCCAAAACGACCAUAGUCAACAUGACCCAUGGCACAUUUUUCAACCUGGCCGGCCACGGUGCCGGAGAAAAAGAGCUGGGAAAACACCAAAUCUCGUUGAAUUGCAACCGAUGGACAUUCGCGGAUUACGAGGAUCCGAUUCCAACCGGAGCCAUUCGCGGAGUCGGUGGAACCAUAAUGGAUCUCCGAAUAGCACGACUCCUGGCAUACGUGAUGUACAAAGUCCCUCCAGGUGAGGGCUACGAUCACAAUUUUUGUGUCGUUCGAAGUUGGGAGCCGGGAAUUUCUUUCGUGGCUAGGGCAUUGCAUGCACCUAGUGGAAGGGUUCUAGAAGUCUACUCCGAUAAGCCCGGGGUGCAGUUUUACACAUCGGGUCGAUUUCCCCCACAGCCCGUUCCCGAAUCGUCCUCGUCCUACAACAGCUGCCUGAAUAUCGGAAAAUGGGAACAGGACAUGGAGUUGGAUAAAUUCGGGAGUUCCCCAGACUUUCAGGGCGAGGAGGAGGAAGGCGAGCAGGACUUCCGGACAGAAACUCCGCCUUCCAAGCCGCUGGAGUUUAUUCCAGGGAAAAAUGGAGCUCGCUACAAGAAGCACUGUGCAUUUAGUAUCCAGCCACAGAGUUAUCCAAACGCCGUUAAUAUCAAACACUUCCCAUGUGUGAUUCUCCGCCCAGGCCAAGUAUACCUCCACGAGCUGGCGUACAAAUUCGGAAUUCAAUUAAGAAAUUAUAUGUAA